AUGCUGCAGGAGAAGGCUUCAGCUGUGUCGGAUGAACAUAUGAGCCGGGUCCAGACCGACGGGGAGAGGGAUCUCCUUCCAGACCAGUCACGACUUGGCCUGUCUACAGCUCCCACAGCUCCCAGUUCCAGUGGGCCUGACCAGAAUAUUGAGAAUAUUAAGGUUGUCCUGCAUGAGAGGGAGCUGUGGAGGAGGUUCCACGAGGCCGGCACAGAGAUGAUCAUUACGAAAGCUGGAAGGAGGAUGUUUCCUAGCUACAAGGUUAAAGUUACUGGCAUGAACCCAAAGACCAAAUACAUCCUUCUUAUUGACAUUGUCCCAGCUGAUGACCACCGCUACAAGUUCUGUGACAACAAAUGGACGGUAGCUGGCAAAGCUGAGCCAGCCAUGCCAGGCAGACUCUACGUGCAUCCGGAUUCCCCCACCACGGGUGCUCAUUGGAUGAGGCAACUGGUAUCAUUUCAGAAGCUGAAGCUAACAAACAAUCACUUGGACCCUUUUGGUCAUAUAAUCCUAAACUCCAUGCACAAGUACCAGCCCAGGCUUCACAUAGUCAAAGCUGAUGAAAACAACGCAUUUGGAUCGAAGAACACCGCCUACUGUACUCAUGUCUUUCACGAGACUGCCUUCAUUUCCGUAACCUCUUAUCAAAACCACAAGAUCACUCAGCUGAAGAUAGAAAACAAUCCAUUUGCUAAAGGAUUUAGAGGAAGUGAAGAAGGAGAUAUGCGUGUUUCAAGGCUACAGGGGAAAGAAUAUCCAGUAAUAUCAAAGAACAUGGUGCGCCAGCGGAUCAUUUCCUCACACAGUCACAUAGCAGGGAAACUUCGAGCAGGAGUUUUAACAGGGCACUCCCAAGUCCUGCCCUCCUAUCAGUAUGAGACCGGGGUUCCUUUGUCCAAUUCCGAAACCCAAGAUCCCAUGUCAAACCACUUCCCUCAAAGCAGAGAUCCCAGCCUCAUGUAUCACUGCUUCAAACACAGAGAUAAUUCCCGACACUUGGAUCUUGGAUGUAAGCGGCCAUAUCUGGAAACAUCCUCCAUGAUGUCAGAGGAGCAUUACUUUCGUUCACCUCCAACUUACGAGUCGCCUCUACUGUCUCAUCCGUACUGCACUGAGGCCAUCACUUCCAGAGAGGCGUGUAUGUAUGGUAGCAUGGAGUCUGAGUCUGGAUCGGGGGCCGCGGACACUGGCGAACUGACAAACUCUCCUACAGUUAAUUGCAACAUGUGGGCGACAAUGCAGCCCUUUCCUCGUUACAGUGUCGAAGGGGUUCCCUACCAGUCCUUCACUGCUCACUUCACCAACUCUGCUCCUGUCACCCCUGUGGUACCACACCCUACAUCAUCGAUGGUGUCACGACCACAGGCUGACUUGAGGGUCUACAACUCAGCAGCAACCCAGAGAAGCCUGCCAGUUGUACCACCGUCGCCCUCCUCUACAUCUGGCUCUUCAGCUGUCACCAGAGAUCGGUCAGGCCAUCCAUCUCUUUAUCACAAGAAGCCGGGAUCAGCCUAUUCCACACAAGGCACUAUAUCCAUACGGGAUUCAUCUUACCAGUACCAAGUGGGACUGGGUAGUACAGGGAGUCACUGGACUGACAGCUAA
Melanotaenia boesemani (Boeseman's rainbowfish) is the source of this 1608-nucleotide messenger RNA. It is a transcript of the gene tbx4, whose product is annotated as T-box transcription factor 4. The transcript has 8 exons. Lineage: Eukaryota; Metazoa; Chordata; Actinopteri; Atheriniformes; Melanotaeniidae. The record is from RefSeq and is a predicted model, not a curated record. Gene Ontology annotation, biological process: angiogenesis; positive regulation of DNA-templated transcription; regulation of transcription by RNA polymerase II. The coding region runs from base 1 to 1608 and encodes 535 amino acids. Gene Ontology annotation, cellular component: nucleus. Gene Ontology annotation, molecular function: RNA polymerase II cis-regulatory region sequence-specific DNA binding; DNA-binding transcription factor activity, RNA polymerase II-specific.